Onychostoma macrolepis is the source of this 3129-nucleotide messenger RNA. RefSeq names its product OFD1 centriole and centriolar satellite protein (gene ofd1). Gene Ontology annotation, molecular function: protein binding. Gene Ontology annotation, cellular component: ciliary basal body; centrosome. The transcript has 22 exons. Bases 150 to 2939 code for a protein of 929 amino acids. Gene Ontology annotation, biological process: epithelial cilium movement involved in determination of left/right asymmetry. The record is from RefSeq and is a predicted model, not a curated record. Lineage: Eukaryota; Metazoa; Chordata; Actinopteri; Cypriniformes; Cyprinidae.
ACGAAUCCGGAUACACAACAGUCUGUUGUCAGUUAGGAUUUUUAAAGCGCUGCGGCGCGCGUUGCCAAGGAACGGACCGUGCUGGAUCUCUGAUCGAUUACUUCUGUGAAUGUCGAUCGAUUAUCAUGAAUGAUCGCGUGAAGCGCUGAAUGAUCAUGUCUGCGAGUAACGAGGAGAGUUUGUCUCCGGAUGAGAUGCGACAGAAGCUCUAUCAGACCUUCAAGAGCCGCGGGCUUCUGGACGCGCUGAAGACGCAGCUGAGGAAUCAGCUGAUCCAGGAGCUGCAGCCGCCGGCGGUGCGGAGAGGAGACGCUCACUCUCUGUUACUCACCGCAUGCAACAGCGUCAUCGUCCAGCACCUGCGGAGCGUCGGGUGCGACUACACGCUGUCCGUCUUCCUCCCCGAAUGCGGAAUGAGCAAAGACAAGGUGUUAUCAGCCAGAGAGCUUCUGCAGCUCAUGAAGAUCAGCCCUCACACACCGUUACACAAAUCUCUGGUAUCGAAUAUUCAGAAAGGACAGACAGGUUUCCUGAUGAGUCUCUUCACAGAGCUCACUGACCAUCACGUUUACAGAGACCGCUGCGACGCUUCCACCCAGUCCACCUCCAUAUCAGCGCAUAAAGAGUCACUCGUUGAGAAGCUGCAGCUGAUUGACGAGGAGUAUGAAGUGCUUCGGCACAGAGGUGACCGCUGGCCGUCAGUCGAGGCCAAGCUGGCGGAGUACAGGAAGGAGAUACAGGAGCAAGCGCAGGUGGAGCUCAAAGCUAAGCUGCAGCACUUCAUGGAGGUGGAGAUCGCGAAGGUGAAGAGAGACGAGAAGGAGGCCUCGCGGAGAGAAAUCCUGGAGCUGCGGCGAGACAUGGAGAGAACGUUUGAUCUGAAGUCUGAGGCUCUGAUGAGCCGAGAGAAAAACGCCAUCGAGAGGUUACAGAAACAACAGGAGAUAGAGGAGAAGGAGAUUUAUGCUCAAAGACAAGCCCUGCUGAAAGAAAUCGAAUCUGUGCGGAGCAGAGAGAUUGAGCUUAAACAGAGGACGGAGGCCUUUGACAGAACCUGUAAGCUGCAUGAGGAGAAGGUGAAGGCCAUGGAUGAUCUUCUGAGGAGAGAACUGUCUGUGAAGACCACGGAAGACACGUUUGACCAGAAACUGAAGAGCGAGUUAGCGAACUAUCAGCUGGAGCUGAAGGAGGAUAACGUGAAGAGAACCGAGAAACUGACAGAAAAUGAGAAAAGGAUUAAAGAAGAAAUGGUUCGUCUGCAGAAAGAAUCUGCUAUUAUUGAUGCAAAAGCAGAAGAGCAUGAGAGAAGUUUAUCAGAAGUCAAGCGUCUGCUGAUGGAGCUGGAGUCGUCCAGAUCGCAGGCGUCUCUUCUGGCUCAACAGAACGAGCUGCUGCGAGAGAGACUGGAGAACCUGAGCGACUAUCCAGCGCUGAAGAAAGACACACAGCAGCUGCAGACGCACAUCAGACUGCUGGAACAACAGCUGGAGGAGAAGCGCCUGGAGAACCAGAGACUCAGACAAGAGCUCAGCGCGCCGUCGAAGGAGCAGCUGGCGCUGCAGGCCGAGCUCAGGAGACUGGAGACGGCACGCAGACUAGACGAGGAUGAGUUUGAGACGCAGAAAGACGUCUUACACACACAGCUGCAGCACGAGGUGCAGCAGUGUGGGCUGCUGAGGGCUCAGCUGAUGGAGUGUGAGGAGCGCGUGAAGUGGAUGAACACUCACGCUGAAGAGCUCAAGCUCCAGCUCCAGCAGACACAGCUAGCUCUGGAGAACGAGGUCCUCCGCAACCCCAAGCCUUCCCUGGUAGAGCGUUCUGUUCUGAGUUUGAUUCCUGACAGGCUGCUUCCUCCUGACGUUUACAUAGACGCCGCUCUGCUCCGAAAGCCCAGAGCCGCUUCUGACGCUGAUUUAUCUGAAGCAGGGCCGGCCCUCAGGGGCCCGGGGCCCCCGGAGCGUGACUCUGAGCUGGUGAGCGGCGCUCUGGCCCGGAUACGAGAGCUGGAGCAGGAGGCCGAGCGUCUGGAGGAGGCGUACAGGAGCCACCAGCACAGAGCCGCUCGAGCGUCUGCUGAAGAUCUCACGCCUCCCAGAGUGACCUACAGAGCACCGCCCCGGGUGAGCCUCGCUUCUGCAGGACGUCCUGUCGAGCAGCAAUCCAGCAGAACUCCGUCCCCGCUGAGACUCAUCUCUCCUCCAGCCAGACGUCUGUCCUCCACACCGCUGAGCAAACGCGGAGCAGACGCCGAUCACACGCAGGAGCGUCUGAGGACGAGUCCCGUCUCUGACGGAGCGGCGCUGGUGUUUCCAGAGAGACCGAUCUCACCGAUCCCUGCCUCCAUCAGUCCUCCCAGCAGCCCCAGGAUGAAGAGCACCACUCGCCACAGCCGCAGUCCACCCAAACUGCAGGAAGUCAUCUCCAGUUCCUCUGAAGAGUCGUCACCUCAGCCGGAGAAGAUCACGCUUCACGAUCUCAGCGACCCUGUGCCACUGCCGUCUGUGGAUCAGGAGUGUGUCCUAGAGAAGCUCCAGGAGUCACACGCAGAUGAGGAAGAGGAGAGGAGCUGGGAGGAGGAGAGGAAGAGGAGAGAGGAGAGGAGGCAGAGGGAGAGAGAGGAGGCGCAGGAGAGAGAGGAGCGAGAGCUGCAGAGACUCCAGCAGCAGCUGGAGGAUCAACAUGAGGAACGAGCUCAAGCCGAGAGAGAGGAUACAGAGAGUCAUGUGACAUUACCGAGCGCAGUGAUUGGAGGAGGAGCUGAUGUGGCCAAUCCUCUUCACAAAUACAUGAUGAUGCUCAUGCAGGACAAACACAAGGAGCAGAGCACAAAUAAAGAGGCAUCAGAGAAGCAAAGUCAAGAGGAGGUUCUGGAGUCUGUGAAUAAUGACCGCAGCGUUGAUCUGAUAUCCCACGAGGAACCAGACGACGACUUCUGGUGAAAAAACAUCCAACAACCAAAAACAACUGCUGGAUGACUUUCAUGUUUUAUAUAGAAAACUUUUUUUUAAAUAUUAGCUGUAUAACAGAAUUUUUUUUUAAAUUAAAUUUUUCAGUUUUCUAAUUCACAAAUGAUUUGUGUGAAUGAGUGGCUUUAAGGCUGAUGUGAAUAAACUUUAUAUCUUUGGUUAA